Erigeron canadensis is the source of this 2002-nucleotide messenger RNA. Its product is annotated as serine/threonine-protein kinase STY46-like. The record is from RefSeq and is a predicted model, not a curated record. Gene Ontology annotation, biological process: protein phosphorylation. The coding region runs from base 1 to 1728 and encodes 575 amino acids. Gene Ontology annotation, molecular function: protein kinase activity; ATP binding. Lineage: Eukaryota; Viridiplantae; Streptophyta; Magnoliopsida; Asterales; Asteraceae. The transcript has 16 exons.
AUGGUGGUGAAGAAAGGAGGAGGAGGAGGAGGAGGAGAUAGUGAAAGUUGUUGUAGUAGUAGAGCUUCUGAGGCGUGUCCGGGUGGAGCGGUUGGGAGUCGAAAAAGGAGACCGAAAGUCGAGGUUUAUGAAGAAGUGUUGAGGAGACUAAAGGAGAGUGAUUGUUUAGAAGCUUGUCAACCUGGUUUUGAACAUCAGUUAUGGUCUCAUUUUAACCGUCUUCCUGUUAGAUAUGCAUUGGAUGUGAAUGUUGAGAGGGCACAGGAAGUCCUAAUGCACAAAAAGUUACUGCACAUGGCACAUGACCCGACUACUAGACCAGCAUUUGAAGUCCGCCUUAUUCAGCUUCAAUCUAGUGUCGAUGAAAAUGAUGAUGACUCUACUUCAAGCUAUACAAGGAUGAAAGACGCUCUAGUUUCAAUCCAUCCAGGAAGCACCCUUCCACUACCUGCAUUUGGUCAGUCGUCAAAUCUUGAAUUUGCUUUUGAGGCUGGAAAAUCAAGUAUGCAAGGUGGAAAUGGAGUUAUGAGUGCCAACCAGCACUUGUUUCGGCCAAUGCAUGAAAUUACAGUUUCAACAAAUGAUAAGCCUAAACUCCUAUGUAAGUUGACUUCACUGCUCUCUGAGAUAGGUCUGAAUAUACAAGAAGCACAUGCUUUUUCAACAACCGAUGGCUACUCGUUGGAUGUCUUUGUUGUUAAUGGUUGGCCAUACAAGGAAACCGAGAAACUCAGAGAUGUAUUGGCAAUGGAAAUACCGAGGGUUGAGGAGAUACCUGGGUCAAAAAAGUCACAAGCGUUUCCUUCUAAAGAGUUGGAGAUUACAAAAUUUCAAGAAAGUCUUACGCUACCUGUGGAUGUGACUGAUGUUUGGGAAAUUGAUCUUAAGUUGUUAAAGUUCGAAUAUAGAAUUUGUGGCGGAUCGUAUGGGGAUUUGUACAAAGGCAUAUUUUGUACUCAGGACGUGGCUAUCAAAGCUCUCAAGGAAGAGUAUUUAAAUGAAAAUGUGCAGAGAGAAUUCGCUCAAGAAGUCUAUAUAAUGAGGAAAGUACGGCACAAAAACGUUGUGCAAUUCAUCGGUGCAUGUACAAAACCUCCAAAUCUUUGUAUCGUUACCGAAUUUAUGGCAGGUGGAAGUUUGUAUGACUUCCUACAUAACCAAAGAGGUCAAUUUGAUGUUCCAACUAUACUCAAAAUAGGAAUUCACGUUUCGAAGGGAAUGAACUACUUGCACGAAAAUAAUAUAAUUCAUAGGGACCUUAAGAGUGCCAACCUGUUGAUAGAUGAAAAUGGGAUUAUUAAGGUUUCUGAUUUUGGUGUUGCUAGAGUGCAAAGUAAGUCCGGUGUUAUGACUGCAGAGACUGGAACUUAUCGGUGGAUGGCUCCUGAGGUUAUUGAACACAGACCUUACGAUCACAAAGCAGAUGUCUUCAGCUUCGGCAUUGUCUUGUGGGAGUUGUUAACAUCGAAGCUUCCUUAUGCUAACAUGACUCCACUUCAGGCAGCAAUAGGUGUGGUUCAGAAGGGUUUAAGGCCAGUAAUCCCUAAGCACACCCAUCCAGAGAUUGCAGAAUUACUUGAACGGUGUUGGCAGCAAGACCCAUCUCUGAGGCCAGAGUUCUCGGAGAUCAUCACAAUCUUGUUGCAUUUGUGUACGAUGGUAGAAGUAAAAAGAUCUAUCAAGAGAAGAAAUAGCUUGGAAGGUGUCUCUCGACCAGAUGAUGUAUGAUUACCACAUUUCUCCCCAACUUGAAUGGCCCGUUAAGUUUCUAGAGUAACAUUGUAGGUAAACUACGCGACUUUGAUGACUCCACAUUGUCAUCAUUAAUCUAGAAUGUUAGUUGUAUAUUCGAUCAUCUAUACCAUUUCUCUCUAGUCUUGGAAAUGCAACAUAAAAAUAUACGACCUUUGACCGGAGAGCAAGCUCAAGUAGUUCUUAAGGGAGUUUUUACCAUCCUUGUAAAAGCUGUUAGUUUGAUAAAAUAAACACAUAAAUAGCAUAU